This is a messenger RNA of Propithecus coquereli (Coquerel's sifaka), 2155 nucleotides long. RefSeq names its product PMS1 postmeiotic segregation increased 1 (S. cerevisiae) (gene PMS1). Gene Ontology annotation, biological process: mismatch repair. Gene Ontology annotation, molecular function: mismatched DNA binding; ATP-dependent DNA damage sensor activity; ATP binding. The coding region runs from base 239 to 2155 and encodes 638 amino acids. Gene Ontology annotation, cellular component: MutLalpha complex. The record is from RefSeq and is a predicted model, not a curated record. NCBI's taxonomy places the organism in Eukaryota, Metazoa, Chordata, Mammalia, Primates, Indriidae. The transcript has 14 exons.
GGGGCCAGUGGGGAGAUCCGUGAAGCCGGGCCUGGGCUGCUGGGUGGUCGUCGCUAGUGGAUGGUCAUUGCCUGCCUCGCGCGAGCAAGAAGGUGCACCUGUUGUCCUUAACUGACUUUCCUGGUCAUCAGCAGUCUUUCAGAAGUGUUCCAUUUCCCUCUCAGCAAAAAUGGAAGACUGGCUAUCCUGACUUUCUCAGACAUUCUGUGCUGUGACUUCUACUCUGCUAACAGCUAAAAUGAAACAGUUGCCUGCAGCAACAGUCCGCCUCCUUUCAAGUUCUCAGAUCAUCACUUCAGUGGUCAGUGUUGUAAAAGAGCUCAUUGAAAACUCCUUGGAUGCUGGUGCCACAAGCAUAGAUGUUAAACUUGAAAACUAUGGAUUUGAUAAGAUUGAGGUGCGAGAUAAUGGUGAGGGUAUCAAGGCUGUUGAUGCACCUGUGAUGGCAAUGAAAUACUACACCUCAAAAAUAAGUAGCCAUGAAGACCUUGAAAACUUGACGACUUACGGUUUUCGUGGAGAAGCCUUGGGAUCAAUUUGUUGUGUAGCUGAGGUUUUAAUUACAACAAGGACGGCUGCUGAUAAUUUUAGCACCCAGUAUGUUUUAGAUGGCAGUGGUCACAUACUUUCUCAAAAACCUUCACAUCUUGGUCAAGGUACGACUGUAACUGCUUUAAGAUUAUUUAAGAAUUUACCUGUAAGAAAACAAUUUUACUCAACUACUAAAAAAUGUAAAGAUGAAAUUAAAAAGGUCCUGGAUCUGCUCAUAAGCUAUGGUGUCCUUAAACCUGACUUGAGGAUUGUUUUUGUACAUAACAAGGCAGUUAUUUGGCAGAAAACUAGAGUAUCGGAUCACAAGAUGGCUCUCAUGUCAGUUUUGGGGACUGCCAUUAUGGGCAAUAUGGAAUCCUUUCAGUACCACUCCGAAGAAUCUCAGAUUUAUCUAAGUGGAUUUCUUCCAAAGCACGAUGCAGACCACUCUUUCACAAGUCUCUCAACCCCAGAAAGGAGUUUCAUCUUUAUAAACAGUCGACCAGUACAUCAUAAAGACAUAUUAAAGUUAAUCCGACAUUAUUACAAUCUGAAGUGCCUAAAGGAAUCUACUCGUUUGUAUCCCAUUUUCUUUCUGAAAAUUGAUGUUCCUACAGCUGACGUGGAUAUAAAUUUAACACCAGAUAAAAGUCAAGUAUUAUUACAGAAUAAGCCUCAGAACAGCAGGUAUGAAGAGAAGGCUGCUAAAGACUUGGAACGAUACAAUGGUCAAAUGAAGAGAGCCAUUGAACAAGAGUCACAAAUAUCAUUUAAAGAUGGCAGAAAAAAGAUAAAACCCAGCUCAUGGAAUUUGGCACAGAAGCACAAGUUGAAAACCUCAUUAUCUAAUCAGCCAAAACUUGAUGAGCUUUUUCAGUCCCAAAUUGAAAAAAAAAGUCAAAAUAUUAAAAUUGUACAGAUCCCCUUUUCUAUGAAAAACUUAAAAAUAAAUUUUCAGAAACAAAAGAAAUUUGACCUAGAAGAGAAAGAUGAGCUUUGCUUGAUCCACAAUCUCAGGUUUCCUGAUGCAUGGCUAAUUACAUCCAAAACAGAGGUAAUGUUAUUAAAUCCGUAUAGAGUAGAAGAAGCCCUGCUAUUUAAAAGACUUCUUGAGAAUCAUAAAAUUCCUGCGGAGCCACUGGAAAAGCCAAUUAUAUUAACAGAGAGUCUUUUAAAUGGAUCUCAUUAUUUAGAGAUUUUACAUAAAAUGACAGCAGAUGACCAGAGAUACAGUGAAUCAGCCUACCUGUCUGAUCCUCGUCUUACAGCAAAUGGUUUCAAGAUAAAAUUGAUACCAGGAGUUUCCAUUACUGAAAACUACUUGGAAAUAGAAGGAAUGGCUAACUGUCUCCCAUUCUAUGGAGUAAUGGACUUAAAAGAAAUUCUUGAUGCUAUAUUAAACAAAAAUGCAAAAGAAGUUUUUGAAUGUAGACCUCGAAAAGUGAUAAGUUAUUUAGAGGGAGAAGCAGUGCGUCUGUCUAGACAGUUACCCAUGCACUUAUCAAAAGAGGACAUCCAAGACAUUAUCUACAGAAUGAAGCACCAAUUUGGAAAUGAAAUUAAAGGGUGUGUUCAUGGUCGCCCAUUUUUUCAUCAUUUAACCCAUCUUCCAGAAACUACAUGA